Messenger RNA from Closterium sp. NIES-65, 2139 nucleotides. The record is from the annotation of a GenBank genome assembly. NCBI's taxonomy places the organism in Eukaryota, Viridiplantae, Streptophyta, Zygnematophyceae, Desmidiales, Closteriaceae.
AUGUCAGUCGCUGUGCGCGUUUCGCGGAGAGGAGCCGCGGAGGUCCCAAGGCGGCUGCUGCCAUCGCAUCGCCAUGCGACCGCUGCCGUGUCGGCGGCCUUCGAGCCUUUGCCCACAGCUCCUGGCCGCCCGUUCUUCUCGCUCUCCGCCUGUCCCACCCAAUCGGCGUCCGCCAUUUGUCCGUCAGCCGCGUCGCCUUCAGUCGCCGCGUCCUCCGCCAGCCCCGCCAGCCCCGCCAGUUCCGCCAGUUCCGCCAGGCGCGUGCCGUUCUCCCCCGUUCCCCGCGUGGCCGCGAUUGGCGGCGACGUGGACGUGCACGGCGCGGCGUUUCGACUGCGAGAGAAGGCGAUGGAGCGAUUGCUGGGCGAGCUGCGACAGGCGACGGACACGGUGCUGCAAGGAGGGGGUCCCAAGGCGGUGCAGCGGCAGCACAGGCGCGGCAAGCUGCUGCCCCGCGAGCGCAUCGACCGCCUGCUCGACCUCGCCUCGCCCUUCCUCGAACUCUCCCAGCCUCACUCCCGUAUUCUCACCUUCCCGCCUCUGCCAUCGCCAUCUCCCCAUCUGUCCUCCUCAACAACCCCACCUCCCCGCCGCUCUCCCUCCCACCUUUUCCCCCCCUCUCCGCCCAUGUCGAUCCAGCUGGCGGGCAUGGGCAUGUACGGGGAGGAGGAGGUGCCGGGGGGGGGCAUCGUGACGGGGUUAGGGCGCGUGGGCGGGCGGGUGAGUGUGAUAGUGGCGAACGACGCUACAGUGAAGGGCGGCACGUACUACCCCAUCACCGUGAAGAAGCACCUCAGAGCACAGGAGAUCGCUGCUCAGUGCCGCCUGCCCUGCAUCUACCUCGUUGACAGCGGAGGCGCCAACCUGCCACGGCAGGCGGACGUGUUUCCAGACCGCGACCACUUCGGCCGCAUCUUCUUCAACCAGGCGCGCAUGUCACGGGACGGCAUACCGCAGAUCGCGGUGGUGAUGGGCAGCUGCACGGCAGGGGGCGCGUACGUGCCGGCCAUGGCGGACGAGAGCAUUGUCGUGCACCGCCAGGGUACCAUCUUCCUCGGCGGGCCACCACUCGUCAAGGCGGCGACAGGGGAGGAGGUGACAGCAGAGGCGUUGGGGGGAGGGGCGGUGCACAGCCGGGUGUCGGGCGUGACGGACCACCUGGCGCGCGACGAGCUGCACGCCAUUGCCAUCGCCAGGCGCAUUCUCGCCUUGCUGCCCUCCUCACAUCCCGCCUCCUCCUCCACCUCACCCGCCCUCCCACCGCUCCCCUCGCCCCUGUCCCGCCGUGCAUGGGAGGAGCCGCUCUUCCCAGCGGAGGAGCUGAGGGGGCUGGCGCCCAUAGUGGGGGGGGAGGGGCGCAAGGGGGAGGGCGAGGGGGGCGAGGAGGAGGGGGCGGCGGAGGCGAGGGGGGUGGACAUGCGGGAGGUGAUCGCGCGGCUGGUGGACGGCAGCCAGUUCGAUGAGUUCAAGCGCCUCUAUGGCUCUUCGCUGGUGUGUGGGUUUGCGAGGGUGCAGGGUCAGGAGGUGGGCGUGGUGGCGAACAACGGCGUGCUGGUGGUGGAUGCGGCGCUCAAGGGCGCGCACUUCGUGCAGCUCUGUGACCACCGGCGCACCCCGCUGCUCUUCCUGCACAACAUUUCCGGCUUCAUGGUGGGGCGGGCAGCAGAGAGUGCGGGCAUAGCCAAGGCAGGGGCCAAGAUGGUUAUGGCUGUUGCAUGUGCUCAGGUGCCUAAGAUAUCGCUGGUGGUGGGCGGCAGCUUUGGGGCGGGCAACUACGGCAUGUGUGGCCGCGCCUACUCGCCCAACUUCCUCUUCCUCUGGCCCUCCGCGCGCAUCUCCGUCAUGGGCGGCCAGCAGGCGGCAGGGGUGUUGGCGCAAGUGGAGAAGGACAAGAGAGCACGUGAUGGCACUCCGUGGGGCGAGGAGGAGGAGCGAGCGUUCAAGCAGGGCAUAGCGCAGCGGUACGACAGCGAGGGCUCGGCGUUCUUCUCAACGGCGCGGCUGUGGGACGACGGCAUCAUCGACCCCGCCCACUCCCGCACCGUGCUCUCCCUCGCCCUCGCCGCCACCCAAGCCGGCAUGCCCGCUUCUCACACCCUCACUGGUGCUGGCCCCAGAUAUGGAGUGUUCCGCAUGUGA